AUGAAAGAAAGGGCGAGCACUCUUGUGUUUCAACCCCACUAUCACUAUACUUUGAAUUGUUGUGGGGCACUGUGUACUUACAGCCUCUACGAUAAGCAAGUGAAUGGGGCCGCUUUGUUAGUAGUGGCCGUGGCCGCUUUCCCAUCGCUAGAGCCUUUUCCCAGUGCGCGGAGACCCAACGAGGAGGGGCGGGAAGAAGAUAAGAAAACGCGAAGCGUUCUAUUGGUUUCCCAACUUGUUGCUUCUAAAGGCUGCCCUCUCUCGGCUGGAUGUUGGUCCAGCCUACUACGAGGAUCCCGUUCGCGCAUCCUCUUGCUGGGAGAGGGGCUAAUGCCACUCGACUGGUUGGAGAGGGGUGAAGUGAGAGUCAGGGGAAUGGGCUUUUUCAGCUGGUGCGCUAACGCGCACUUCCGUUUUCCCUUUACUAGUAGGGGGUCCCGUGGUUCCUAUGCCGCCGCGUUUCCCGGUCCUUUUCUUUUAGUGCUUCGACCCGAAGCGAUAGCUUCUAGCUAG
Messenger RNA from Vicia faba (fava bean), 513 nucleotides. The record is from the annotation of a GenBank genome assembly. Lineage: Eukaryota; Viridiplantae; Streptophyta; Magnoliopsida; Fabales; Fabaceae.